Molecule: messenger RNA, 3476 nt
Organism: Rhagoletis pomonella (apple maggot)
Lineage: Eukaryota; Metazoa; Arthropoda; Insecta; Diptera; Tephritidae
Product: serine/threonine-protein kinase BRSK1-like
Exons: 14
Coding region: 770-3439 (889 amino acids)
Biological process (GO): microtubule cytoskeleton organization; intracellular signal transduction; protein phosphorylation
Cellular component (GO): cytoplasm
Molecular function (GO): tau-protein kinase activity; ATP binding; protein serine/threonine kinase activity
Source: RefSeq, a predicted model, not a curated record
GGCAAUGAAAAAUUAAAUCAACCGAAACGGGCUUUUAUGUGAAAGAUUUUUUUUUUCGCAAAACCAAUUAAUGCGACGAUUGUGAAAGCUCUGCGUCAAAGCAGCAUAUAAAAGGGGAAAUUCAAAGAAGCGAUGAAAGUAAAUGCAAUUGCAGUAUAACUGUAAGUGCGGACGUGAAAGAGGAAAAGCCAAUAAAACGCCAAAGAUUUCAAAACAGAAAAAAAAGUGCAAAGAGAAAAACACCAACAAGCGCAAUUUCAAGUGAGCUGCAGUGAAAAAGUAAUUAAAAAAGAACUUUAACCCAAAUAGUGCAGUGAAGCAGCGACGCGACAGAGAAGGUGGGCGCCCACACGACCUACACACAUGGCACAUAUGCACGCUGAAGGAGGAAUGGACGAGUACAUAUAUGUAUGUAUGUACAGUUAAGCGCAACAAACUUAAAUACAAUUUAGGAAGAAGCAAACAUUUGAAAAUCAUUGAAGUUAGCGUUGAGAAAAACAAAAACAGCACGAAGUGUGCUGAAAAAAAAGUUGUAACCAAAAGAAAAAAAGACCGAGAGAACAAGUAAAGUGCUUAAAUAAAUUCUUUGUAGGUGUAUGUGUAUGGAAAUUCUAGCGCCAGAGCGUAUGUGUAGUAGUGUAGUCGAAGUAGCAGCAAAGAGGCGUAAGCGGCGGCCAGGCGGCAUAAUAAACACGGAGCGAGAACAAAAACAAAAACUGGAUUACUAUAAAAAGCAAGUGCAACAGCAAAAGCAAAUAACAGCAACAAGAUGCAGAAGGAAAAUAAUUCGACAGCGGAAAAUUGCCAAUUUGUGGGGCCAUACCGUCUGGAGAAGACGCUGGGCAAAGGACAAACGGGUCUGGUUAAGUUGGGCGUGCACUGUGUGCUCGGUCGUAAGGUGGCCAUUAAAAUAAUCAAUCGCGAGAAGCUCAGCGAGUCGGUAUUAAUGAAGGUGGAACGUGAAAUUGCAAUUAUGAAAUUGAUUGAUCAUCCACACGUUUUGGGAUUGAGCGAGGUUUAUGAAAAUAAGAAAUAUUUGUAUUUAAUAUUAGAACAUGUCUCUGGUGGCGAAUUAUUCGAUUAUCUGGUGAAAAAAGGACGACUGACGCCGAAGGAGGCACGUAAAUUUUUCCGUCAAAUAAUCUCAGCGCUGGAUUUUUGUCACUCACAUUCAAUAUGUCAUCGAGAUUUGAAACCCGAAAAUUUGCUAUUGGACGAAAAGAACAACAUCAAAAUUGCCGACUUCGGAAUGGCUUCACUGCAACCGGCUGGUUCAAUGUUGGAAACCUCAUGUGGAUCGCCGCAUUAUGCAUGUCCCGAGGUCAUAAGGGGUGAAAAAUACGAUGGACGUAAAGCGGAUGUUUGGUCCUGUGGCGUUAUCCUGUAUGCGCUAUUGGUGGGCGCAUUGCCCUUCGAUGACGACAACUUACGCCAACUGUUGGAGAAAGUGAAGCGAGGAGUGUUUCACAUACCGCACUUUGUGCCGCCCGACUGUCAGAGUCUGUUGCGCGGCAUGAUUGAGGUGAAUCCGGAUCGACGACUGACGCUGUCCGAAAUAAAUCGCCAUCCAUGGGUUACAGCUGGCGGCAAAGGUGAACUGGAGUUGGAGCUGCCGAUGAUGGAGGUGGUGCAAACGCAUGUAAUUCCCUCUGCCUCAGCGGUGGAUCCGGAUGUUUUAAAUGCGAUUUGUUCGCUAGGGUGCUUCAAGGAAAAGGAGAAACUCAUUCAAGAGCUAUUGAGUGCGAAUCACAACACAGAGAAGGUAAUUUAUUUCCUACUCUUGGAUCGAAAACGAAGGCGGCCUGCCUUGGAGGACGACGACGAAAUCGCUCAAAAAUCACGUAGUGAAUUAGAUGCCGUAGAUCCGCCCAGAAAACGACUCGACACAUGUCGUAUAAAUGGUACGAACUCACCCAGCUAUGGACAAAUAUCGGAGGGUUCGCCGCUGACACCAAGGCGGCAAGCAUUCAACUUCCGGUCCUACAGCAGUUCGCGUAAUCACCAGCGUCGCUCACCCACUUCGGUUUCCUCGGUGCGUUCCUCGUCAUAUCACAGUCCCACACGCUGCAAUUCGCCCAUCAAUUCGGCGCAACAGCAAGUCAACGCUAUCUCACGUCCAUCCUCGCCAGCGGCCACAUCCGCCGGUCACUCGUCCCGUCACACAGCCUAUUCGAGUGAAUGUCGCGAGCGUUCCGGUUCGGUGCAACAUCAUCCGUCUGUAAGUCGCACACCUUCGCACUCCUCGCAAACCGGCGUUGAGGGUAUCAUUGGUGUUGGCAGUGGAAGUGGUGGCGGUGGUGUUGGCAGCGGUGUCGAUAGAGGUGACAGAGGUGACCGAGGUGGUGGUGGUGGUGGUGGUGUCAGUGUCAACAGCAAUGGAGGUGGUUGCAGCAGUGAUGUCGUCGCGGUGCGUGAAGCACGCGAGGCGCGCGAACGUAGAGAUUCACGUAGUGAACGUCAAGCGGCGGUGCAGGCUAGCUGUGGUGGUGUGCCAGGUAGUCCAGGUGGUAGUGGUGUUGGCGGCGGUAGCAGUAGCGGCAGUGGUUCCACAGUGCAUCAUCGUGCCAAUUCUGGGCCAACCAUUGCGAUUAGCAUGUUUCACGAUCCGGAGGCGAAUAGUGUCAUGAAUCCUUCAACGUCGCCGCUCAUGAACAACAGCUCGCCAGUGAUGUCCGGUUCGCCAUGCAAUGCGCCCGGUGGUCAAUUAUGGAAGACACGCCUCACGAAUAUCAAAAACAGUUUUCUGGGUAGUCCACGAUUUCAUCGAAGAAAGUUACAAGUGUCCGCAGAUGAGGUUCAUUUAACGCCUGAAUCAUCGCCAGAAUUGACCAAACGUUCUUGGUUUGGUAAUCUUAUAACAACGGAAAAGGAUGAGACUUUCACGAUUUUGGUGAAAGGCAAGCCAAUAGCGACUGUUAAAGCGCAUCUGAUACACGCUUUUUUGUCGAUGGCUGAGCUUUCGCAUAGCGUCGUUUCACCCACGUCCUUCCGUGUAGAAUAUAAACGUAAUGGUAAUGGGCCUGUCAUGUUUCAAAGGCAUGUCAAGUUUCAGGUGGAUAUAAGCGCAAUUUGUAAACAAGGAGAUAUCUCGGAUAUGCUGUUUGCACUGACAUUCACUUUGUUAUCAGGUAAUAUUCGUCGUUUCCGUCGCAUCUGUGAACACAUACAAUCCCAAGUUUGUUCAAAACGAUUCCCUGGACCGAGUAGUCCACCCACAGUGGCUACAGUUACGCAAGCUGUGUCGGAAAGUUCGUCAUGUGGUUCGGUCUCCAGCGAACGUUUGUCCUAUAAACGUCAACAGAUUGAGAAUGAAAUUGAAAACGACUCGAUAUUUGUUUUCAAAUCGGGCAAUGGUCGACGGGCAUCAACUACAAAUAAUAAUAAUGCACCACCGGCGGAUAUUGCACCCGGUAGUCCAAUAGCAGUGCGCUCUAAGUAAGUGGGACCAAUUGUGAUAUAGUAUGUACUGGCAGCCU